Messenger RNA from Lotus japonicus, 896 nucleotides. RefSeq names its product ubiquitin-conjugating enzyme E2 2. Gene Ontology annotation, biological process: DNA repair; protein polyubiquitination; proteasome-mediated ubiquitin-dependent protein catabolic process. The record is from RefSeq and is a predicted model, not a curated record. The transcript has 6 exons. Gene Ontology annotation, molecular function: ubiquitin conjugating enzyme activity. The coding region runs from base 171 to 629 and encodes 152 amino acids. NCBI's taxonomy places the organism in Eukaryota, Viridiplantae, Streptophyta, Magnoliopsida, Fabales, Fabaceae.
AAAUAAAAAUCAAACGAAUAAAAACUUGAUAAAUAGCAUUUGUCUCACGCUCACAACCCUCCCUCUCCUGCGUUUGAUGAUCCUCCUGUUAUCAUCGCCACGAUAAUCUCAAUUUUCCCUCGCCCUUCUCAACCCUCGCUCUCGCUCUUCCCUUCCUGGUGGUGGUGAAGAUGUCAACUCCUGCUAGGAAGAGGCUGAUGAGAGAUUUCAAGAGGCUGCAGCAAGACCCGCCUGCAGGAAUCAGUGGUGCCCCACAGGAUAACAACAUCAUGUUGUGGAAUGCUGUCAUAUUUGGUCCUGAUGAUACUCCAUGGGAUGGAGGUACGUUCAAGUUGACUCUCCAAUUUAGUGAGGAUUAUCCAAAUAAACCACCAACUGUACGAUUUGUGUCUCGAAUGUUUCAUCCUAAUAUUUACGCAGAUGGAAGUAUUUGUUUGGAUAUAUUACAAAAUCAGUGGAGUCCUAUAUAUGAUGUAGCUGCUAUACUCACAUCUAUCCAGUCAUUGCUUUGUGAUCCCAACCCAAACUCUCCUGCAAACUCCGAAGCAGCUCGAAUGUUUAGUGAGAACAAGCGUGAGUACAACCGCAGAGUGAGGGAAAUUGUGGAGCAGAGUUGGACAGCAGACUAAGUUCAUCCUCAUAUGCACGUGGGUGCAUCGAAGGUGUGAAUUAGGUUGCGGUAGCACCUUCAAGAAUCAUUGUGCAAAAACUUAUCAAAUUUAUAUUACUUGCUGAUCUGAAUGAUAGGAUAAUAUAUCUUUGAUAUUGUAGUAGUGUUUGAAUUCCAAAUGUCAGUUCAUGUAAAAUAGAAUUGUGUGUCAAUUUAUUUUGGAUUGUUGUCAACAAUAUAAAUUUGUAGUUUGCCGAAUUGGUUAUGAUCACAAGGAUUUGUUAAA